GACUAUGUGCUUGCUGUAGAUGCUUAUCGCACCGUCAUCAAAUACUACCCACAGCAAGAGCCUCAGCUGUUGAGUGGAAUUGGAAGGAUUUUCCUUCAGAUUGGAGACAUAAAAACUGCAGAAAAAUAUUUUCAAGACGUUGAGAAAGUGACUCACAAAUUGGAUGGACUACAGAGCCAAAUUAUGGUUUUAAUGAACAGAGCAUUUCUCCACCUUGGUCAGAAUAAUUUUGCAGAAGCUCAUCGAUUUUUCACAGAAAUUUUAAGGAUCGACUCAUCAAAUGCUGUGGCUAAUAACAAUGCUGCUGUUUGUCUUCUUUAUCUGGGAAAACUGAAGGAUUCCCUCCGGCAGUUGGAAGGAAUGGUUCAACAGGACCCUAAACACUACCUACAUGAGAGUGUUCUCUUCAACUUGACCACAAUGUAUGAACUGGAGUCAUCUCGCAGUAUGCAGAAGAAGCAGGCACUUUUAGAGGCUGUAGCUAUCAAAGAGGGUGAUAGCUUUAAUACUCAGUGUCUCAAGUUAGGAUAGAUCUUUCCAACUAACUUUUCCAACACAGAUAAUUUUUUAAAAUUGUAUAUAUUCUUGCUAAUGUGUAAAUGUGAAAUAAAAUCUAUUCAAUUAUGAAUAA
This is a messenger RNA of Pterocles gutturalis (yellow-throated sandgrouse), 631 nucleotides long. It is a transcript of the gene TRAPPC12, whose product is annotated as trafficking protein particle complex 12. The transcript is spliced from 4 exons. The record is from RefSeq and is a predicted model, not a curated record. Gene Ontology annotation, molecular function: protein binding. NCBI's taxonomy places the organism in Eukaryota, Metazoa, Chordata, Aves, Pterocliformes, Pteroclidae. Gene Ontology annotation, cellular component: Golgi apparatus; TRAPP complex. The annotation marks the transcript as partial.